Lineus longissimus is the source of this 2062-nucleotide messenger RNA. Its product is annotated as acetyl-coenzyme A transporter 1-like. Lineage: Eukaryota; Metazoa; Nemertea; Pilidiophora; Heteronemertea; Lineidae. Gene Ontology annotation, cellular component: membrane. The transcript has 9 exons. The record is from RefSeq and is a predicted model, not a curated record. The coding region runs from base 136 to 1761 and encodes 541 amino acids. Gene Ontology annotation, molecular function: acetyl-CoA transmembrane transporter activity.
UGUCGCCGAAAGCCACGUACGUUAGACACCAACAUAAACAAUACUCUAUUUCUUCGAUAUUUCAAGUGCUGUCGAAUCCUGGACACCGUAACAAAUCGUGGUCAGUCUUCGGAAGUCAAGAUCUUAAUCCCCAAUAUGCCCCCGAGGAAACGCAAGGAGAGGAAACAUGUUGAAGAGGAGAAUCUAGACUCUGAAUUGAGCAUGCCUCACCUCCCCAUGCACACGUACCGCCCAGAGCGUUCGUUAGGGAAUGAUGAGGACGAUGUUCAAGGGGAGCCAAGCCAAUGUGACAGUUUACGGGGCGAUUAUACGAACAUCGCCGUCUUGUUAUUCCUGUACAUCAUGCAGGGAAUACCUCUCGGUUUAUCUGGGAGUAUACCUCUCAUUUUACAGAGCCGGAAGGUCAGCUACCGGGAGCAGGCCAUGUUCAGUUUCGUAUUUUGGCCAUUUAGCGUGAAAUUGUUGUGGGCACCAAUCGUUGACACGAUUUAUUCUGCAAAAUUUGGACGACGUAAAAGCUGGCUGAUUCCAACGCAGUAUUUGAUGGGCGCAUUCAUGCUGGUGCUGUCUGGAUAUAUCAGCUACCUUCUUGGUGAUGACGACCCAACGAAACCUGUCAGCGUACUGACUCUGACUGUGGUAUUCUUCAUGUUGUACUUCCUUGCUGCAACUCAGGACAUUGCUGUGGAUGGAUGGGCACUCACAAUGUUGUCAAAGCGCAAUGUUGGAUGGGCUUCGACCUGUAAUUCUAUUGGUCAAACUGUCGGCUACUCACUCGGCAAUAUCGUUUUUUUGGCUCUCGAGUCGCCAGAGUUCUGUAACACGUACUUGCGAUCUGAACCCCAGAAAGAUGGUCUUGUCACACUUGGAAGUUUCCUCUACUUUUGGGGCAUCGUGUUCAUCAUCAGCACAACUCUGGUGUGGAUAUUCAAACACGAGGAUAGGGAUGAGGAGAUUGAGGGCCUCUCCAACGUGUGGGGGACGUACCGGCAGCUUUAUAGUAUCAUCAAACUCCCUGCCGUAUUCGCUUAUGUUGGCAUACUGCUUACGGCAAAGAUGGGUUUUGCAGCGGCCGACUCGAUCACUGGUCUCAAGCUUAUCGAGAAAGGUGUCCCGAAAGAGAAGCUGGCAUUGUUGGCUGUCCCCAUGGUUCCCAUACAGGUCCUCCUGCCAAUCGUCAUUAGCAAGUACACUGCUGGACCAAAACCGAUGAACAUAUUCCUCAAAGCCAUUCCAUUUAGGUUAUUUAUGGGUUUACUCUUUGCUGGGAUCGUCUGGUGGACGCCAUCGACAAGACUACCAAACGGAGACUACCCUCUUUAUUAUUACGGGGUCCUUCUUGUUAGUUAUGCCUUUCAUCAGGUGGCGCUCUAUAGCAUGUUUGUCUCACUAAUGGCAUUCAACGCGAAGAUUAGCGACCCAGCUAUUGGAGGCACCUAUAUGACUUUGUUGAACACUGUCGCAAACUUAGGUGGCAAUUGGCCAACGACGAUAGCGUUAUCUCUGGUAGAUAACUUCACGUGGAAGUCAUGUAUUGGUGCUAGUGGGUCGUGUGAUACUGGCGAUCUCUCAAAGGUGUGCGAAAAAGAUGGCGGUUCUUGUAUGAUAACAACAGAUGGAUAUUACAUUGAAUCGGUCGUGUGUGUGAUAAUUGGGAUCGUGUGGCUGGUGAUGAGGUCACGGGCUGUGAAGAAUUUACAGACUUUACCCGAAAGUGCAUGGACGUGUAGCAGUUCAACUGACAAAGGGGAUAAAAGUUGAUCAAAGAGACAUUUAGGCGUUUUAUGAUUUUGAUAACAGUAAAACUUGCUCUAGAGAAAUACAACUAGGACAGCAUUCUAAAUUUGGCAUUGUGGUUAUAAGCUUCCUAGUUUGAAGUAAGUAGACUCGAAGUGCACCAAAGAAAGCUACACUGGUCCAUGAAGUCUGCCAUUUACAUUACAGUGUGACGUCACAAGACUGUAUAUUACAUCGUAACGACCUCUGUAUUGCAUCAUUUUUGCAACUGCCCAACCAGUUGAUGAUGUCUUUCUUGGAUUUCGAAUCUAUAGGUAAUAAAGGU